CGUCACGCCGUUAGGGGGGUCUGGGGACCGGCCGCAGUGCCAGGUCCUGUCGCCGUGGCCCUUCCAUUGCCUGCUUUCCGCGGCGGCUCGGGCUUUAAUUCAUUGCUGGAAGCUUCCGAACCAGCACGGCCGAGUUAACUCGUUUUCCCGUGACCGACUAGGGGAACCCUCUGCGGAGUACCUAGUGGCUCCAGAAACCGCCCUUUGCACCCAUCGGGAAGGCGUGAUGUGUGGUGUCUGCUGAUAGGCAUUUGCCAGUGACCUUCCGCGCCCGCUCUCUGCGGCCAGCCUGCGGAGGAGACACGUUUUGGCUUCCUUUGGCUUCUUCUGAAUUGAGGGUACGUGCCCUGAAACUGGACUGUGGAAGAGAAGCCCAUUUCUGUUGAAUGAAGAAGCACAGACUCAAAUACAGCCUGGACAGUUUGUGGUUUCGCUUGUAUAAUCCUGAGGGCUUGAUGGCUCAGAGGAAUGUCUUACGUUUCUAGUCAUAGAGCCAGGAAUCACCCGAAUUCCAAGCAUUUGCUUGGACAAGACAAAUAACUUCACUGUAACCUGAAUGCCAUGGGGUUUGUUUUUUUUUACGUGUACGUCCUUUAUAUUGGUGCUGCUGUUUCUGUAAGAUGAAAGGAACUUCAGAUAUUCUUGGUUAUGAUUAGUAGCUGUUCCUUCUUUAGGCAAGAAAAGAAAUGGCUGUGAUAGGGAAGGCAUGAAGUGGGUUAGGAAUGGGUGGUGGGCCAGGGGCUGACAGGUAUAUUGCUGUUGAGUGACAUGGAGUCAGUUCCAACUCAUAGUGACCCUGUGUACAACAGGACAAAACACUGCCCAGUCCUGUGCCGUCCUCACAAUCGUUGCUAUAUUUGAGCCCAUUGUUGUAGCCAUUGUCUUAGGCCAUCCAAGCAUGAUGUCCUUCUGCAGGGACUGUUCCCUCCUGAUAACAUGUGCAAAGUAUGUGAGAUGAAGUCUCACCAUUGAAGCAUUCUGGCUCUAUACUUCUUCCAAGACAGAUUUGUUCGUUCUUCUUCCGAGUGUAAGAACCUGCAUUUGUGACUUUGCCCUCCAACUGUACCAUUUGCAAGAUUCUUAUGCUAGCACCAAUUGCCAAAUGGUCAUGUGUUAUCAAAAUAGAAUAGUGGUGGAUUUUAAAGACAGACAAUUAUUGAUGAAGAGCAAACUCUUUGUUACUUGAUUUGCCUCCCCCCUGCCGCCCCCGCUUCCCUUUCUGGGCUGUUUGGCCAUGGUAAAAACCCCUUGCGGUCGAGUCAAUUCCGACUCAUAGCGAUCCUAUAGGACAGAGUAAAACUAUCCCAUAGAGUUUCCAAGGAGUGCCUGGUGGAUUCGAACUGCAGACUUCUUGGUUAGCAGCUGUAGCUCUUAAUCACUGUGCCACCAGGGUUUCCUUGGCCAUGGUGGGGAUGAAUUUAUUUAGCAGGUGGGCUCUUGGGAAAUGGAGGGGCGAUAAAAAGACAUUCUGGGGUCCUUUGUGGGGGUCUCUCUCAGGUGCUUGGAGCCAGCAGCUCCUGGGAGAACGAGGAGGCUCACCCUAUACCCCCUUGUUGCCCAUGAGAAUGAUUUAAUCCGUGCUUCCUGUGCAGACCACAGAGGAUGGAGACCACUCCUGGAAGGCAUUGCCCGUGUUUCCAGUCUAGCUGGGAAGCCUUGGCGGAAAUGAAACAACCAAGAAUGUACAGUACACCCAGUGAUGAUGGUGCAAACUCCCUAGCUGCUGAGAAAGGCAUCCUAAAGGGGAAGUGAAUCACAGGCCCGUUGUGAGAGGAAGCCAUACAUGUGGGGCAGUGGAAAGAAGGCUCUGCGAGGAGAGAGACCCAGCUUAAGCACAAGUGCAGAGGGGAGCCACCAAGCGAUGCCGAGCGAGUAUAACUGUGUGAAACUGAGAAGCGAUUGCUCAAGACCUUCCCUGCCAUGGUACACCCGAGCUCAGAAUAAGAUGAGAAGACCCAACUUGUUGUUCAAAAACAUUGUCAAAUGUGUAUUGCUUGUGUUUGGACUGUGGAUCCUUUAUAUCCUCAAGUUAAAUUAUACCACUGAAGAGUGUGACAUGAAAAAAAUGCAUUACGUGGAUCCCGACCGAGUCAAGAGAGCUCAGAGGUACGCACAACAAAUCUUGCAAAAGGAGUGUCGUCCCAAGUUUGCGAGGACAUCCAUGGUUCGGUUGUUUGAGGGCAGGUACAGCAGGGACCUGCUGCCCUUUGUGAAGCCGACCACCACCAUGAAUGAAGCCGAGUACAAGUAUGACCCUCCUUUUGGAUUUCGAAAGUUCUCCAGUAAAGUCCAGACCCUCUUGGAACUUUUGCCUGCCCAUGACUUUCCUGAACACCUGGAAGCCAAGAGAUGUAAGCGUUGUGUGGUUAUCGGAAGUGGUGGAAUACUUCACGGACUAGAACUGGGCCAUGCCCUGAACCAGUUUGAUGUUGUGAUAAGGUUAAACAGUGCACCUGUUCAGGGAUACUCAGAGCAUGUUGGAAAUAAAACUACCAUAAGGAUGACUUACCCCGAGGGUGCGCCCCUGUCUGACCUUGAGUAUUAUUCCAAUGACUUGUUUGUUGCUGUUUUAUUUAAGAGUGUUGACUUCAUCUGGCUUCAAGCAAUGAUAAAGAAUGAAACCCUGCCAUUUUGGGUGCGAUUGUUCUUUUGGAAGCAAGUGGCGGAAAAAAUCCCACUACAUCCAAAACACUUCAGGAUCUUGAAUCCAGUUAUCAUCAAAGAGACUGCCUUUGACAUCCUUCAGUACUCGGAGCCACGGUACAGGUUCUGGGGCCGAGAUAAGAACGUCCCCACGAUUGGCAUCAUCGCUGUCAUCUUAGCCACGCAUCUGUGCGAUGAAGUCAGCGUGGCGGGGUUUGGGUAUGACCUCAGUCAGCCCAGGACCCCUCUGCACUAUUUCGACAACCAGUGCAUGGCCGCCAUGAACUUCCAGACCAUGCAUAACGUGACGACGGAGACCAGGUUCCUUCUCAGACUGGUCAGGGAAGGCGUGCUGAAGGACCUCAGUGGCGGCAUCCACUGUGAAUUUUGAACCCAGAAAACCUCACCGGAAAUGCAGCUGUGCCUCCGGGGCUGUGUCUAAUAGCCUUCUGGGGGCAUUUCAUCCUCUGGAUAUUUUGAAGUGCAGCUGGCAUUUCUAACUUCUAUUUUUUUUUUUUUAAGUUUAGCUCUUCCCAUUUUUGUUUUUUUUUCCGUUUAUUUGAGGUCGGUGUUUUUUGCACAACAUUUUGUAAGUUAAUUUUGAGGAUUGAAUUGAGUUGGAAAGACUUUUUAAAGAGAAUUUUAUGUAAUGAUGUUUUAUUGUGUUAUGAGAAACUAAUUUAAUUUGUGAAAACCCUAUCCAUGUGCUGCACAUAGAAUGCCAGGUCAUUGAGUGGAAAGAGAGGAGAAGGCACUCCUGUGGCAAUAGCCUGGAAUGCCUGCUUCUGUUCGCUCUUGCCCUCUUUGGGGGAACAGAUGUCACAGGCAUUCCUAGGAUAAUGUGAUCAGUAGCUAGACCACUAGUACUGGUUCUGUACUGGUUCGGCAAAGCUGCUGUGAGGGCUGGGCGGGGUGGAAAUGUUCCCAGCUUUCUCUGUUGGUCUGGUUCCUGCCUGGAGUCUUGUGGGAAUGACCCAGAGCAGCUGUGUCCUGCGGGGUGGGACACAGAAGACAUUCUCUGUGUCCCUGGAUGCUAUGAAGCUGCCCCGGGCUGCAGAAAGCCACCGUCUGCUCAGCAGUUACGACAACUCUUGACUCGAGUUUUUUACUGCCCUUUCAAAGCACUUAUGUGUUUAACCUGAGGUGUCGCCCUGUCUCUGAGGUAGCUUAUAAAAAGUUAGGGUAAAACCUCUGCUAUCCAGAGUCACAGGGGAAUAAAUCUUUUCCAAGAAAAAUCUUGUUUUCUGAAACACUGAAAGAAAAUCCUCCCAGUAUUUAAAAUUGCGUAUUUAAAAAAAAAAAAAAAUUUUUUUUUGAAUGCCUGCCUGGCAUUGUGUACCAGGCAGUGUACUGGUUAAAAAAAGAAUAAAGACUUUUGAGGCACUCUCGCAGUCUAGUUAA
Loxodonta africana (African savanna elephant) is the source of this 4044-nucleotide messenger RNA. It is a transcript of the gene ST3GAL5, whose product is annotated as ST3 beta-galactoside alpha-2,3-sialyltransferase 5. Bases 1784 to 3034 code for a protein of 416 amino acids. The transcript has 8 exons. The record is from RefSeq and is a predicted model, not a curated record. Gene Ontology annotation, molecular function: lactosylceramide alpha-2,3-sialyltransferase activity. Lineage: Eukaryota; Metazoa; Chordata; Mammalia; Proboscidea; Elephantidae.